Molecule: messenger RNA, 873 nt
Organism: Pyricularia oryzae 70-15
Lineage: Eukaryota; Fungi; Ascomycota; Sordariomycetes; Magnaporthales; Pyriculariaceae
Exons: 2
Coding region: 1-711 (236 amino acids)
Source: RefSeq, a predicted model, not a curated record
AUGUCCAGCCCAGAGUCCAGCCCAGAGCUAGAUUGGACUGCCAACUACUCGGUAACCGAUUUUUCUUUCCGAGACGACGAAGCUGACGCCAUCAUCAAGACCAUCGGUUGGGGUAGCCGCUGGUUUGAUGACAUGAUUCCGACAAAGCAACGCGAAAGCGAGAGAGGUAGUGGAAACGCUCAAGGAGUACGGAAUCAUCAUGGCCAUGCCAUGAAUGUAGUCUGUGCUCACUUGCGCACGUACAACACUGCCGAAAUCUCCCUUCACGACCUGCCAGGUAAAUAUGACAAAAGCGGCCGCACCGUUUUCAAUGUCAGGAAAGACAUCACCUCCCUCUACCUGGCGUGCAAGAUGGCCGCUGUUGAGAGAUAUUGUCACACCUUCGGACGGCCAUCAUCAGCGCUCCAUCUCAUGGCCUGCUGCUGUGCCCCAUACUACAAUAUUCGGACCGGCAGAGUCAUCUACGGGUUUUGCUGUGCCGGGUGUUACAAGCGGUACAUGGAUUGGGAGUUGGAGGAUGACACCUGGCUGAAUUCACCAGCGGAGAGAUGGGCACAUCGUGCCGAAGCGAGACUGCAUGACCGCAACAGCUUCCUCAAGCACUUCAAAAGGUGUAAAGAAGGCCAGCGUCUGUGGGCAUUAAGCGACGGAGGCGCCCUAGUGCCGGCAGAAUUGCCGCCCUCAGUUGAGAAGCACCGAUUGACCGAGUGAGGUCGAGUGAAUAAAAUUCAGUUGGUGUUGACAGAUUCCAAGUCAAUUAAUUGAGGGCUUCGGACGGUCAGCAGGACAAGAUUGGAAAGCAAGUUGUUGUAUUUAUUUGCCUAACUCGUGUUAGCUGCUCCGAUGUUGGCCAAAUUUAUUCUCACGUUAUCG